Limulus polyphemus (Atlantic horseshoe crab) is the source of this 832-nucleotide messenger RNA. Its product is annotated as reversion-inducing cysteine-rich protein with Kazal motifs-like. Gene Ontology annotation, cellular component: plasma membrane. The record is from RefSeq and is a predicted model, not a curated record. The annotation marks the transcript as partial. Lineage: Eukaryota; Metazoa; Arthropoda; Merostomata; Xiphosura; Limulidae. Gene Ontology annotation, biological process: extracellular matrix organization. The transcript is spliced from 8 exons. Gene Ontology annotation, molecular function: metalloendopeptidase inhibitor activity.
CAGAUAGCGACUAUGAACUUGUGUGAGUAUGGGGAAGUGUUAUUUCAGCCUGUUCGUGAAGUAUACGUACAGACAUGUCUAAUGUGCGUUCCUUAUGGUUGGAAUGGUAGCGGUGAUCGGCGUGAUCGUGCUUGCGGCCCUGGGAUCUCGGGUAUCGGCCUUAGCCCCUACCUGUUGUUACCAGGUCACGGGUUCAUGUAGAAGAUCGUGUGAAGAGAUGUCGCUUGUGGAGAUUUCAACCGAUGAAGAAAAAAGAGAAGAUUACCUCACUAACCUCAACCGUUUAUGUUCAAAGCUUUUAGUGGGCUUUUGGAAAUGCAUGAACGAAACGCUAGAAGAAGUGGAUCGUGGAGCGGAUUGGGUCGGACGUCCGUGUUGCAGCGUUCCCCAAACAGCGGGUUGUAGACUAGCCUGUUUAAAGGCCCAGUCUCGUUCUGAAAUUUCUGGUACCUGUCGCCGUAGUGACGAAAUUUCAUUUUACUUUUGUGUUGAGAGACAAGAGGUUGGAGAGUCGUGUUGUCAACAGUCUAAACGAUCGGAAUGCCGUAAAGCUUGUUGGGAAGUGUUUCGUUCUGCCAUGACCCCCAGCAAGACAAUUAGAGAAGCAGUGUUCAAUCAGUGUGCACAGCACAGUCCACAAGUCCUACGUUGUCUCCGUAAUUACACACAUACCACACCUGCUGAUAAUCCCACCCGUAAUCUUCAUUGUUGUGAUCAGUCGUCAAAUCGACAAUGUCGUGAAAUCUGUCGUAAUGUCCUACGUACCCAGACAACCGAUCAAGAGAUAAUUGACAGCUUGAUUAAAGGGGGAUGUGGUCCACCUCUACCUCAU